UUUCGGAUUACUAUAUUUGAGGAUUUUUUUGUUUUCAGUCUAAAAUCCUUUUCGAUACCGUAGGUUAUCCCCUUUGCAUGAAAUGCAUGAACGUAAACAUAAACAAGCACGGAAUCCCUUUCCAAAUCACCUUCAAAAGAAACUAUAUAUGUAUGUAGAUCUGAGCAAAUCAUGAAUAAAAGAUCAAUCACCUCAACUUUCAAAAAUACCCUUAAAUUUCAGUGUAAAGAAUAAUUUUUUUUUUCAGAAAAUUCCAAUUCGGUUUUCAAGAUUAUAAUUUUAAGAUGGCGAAAAAAUGGUUGGCCACUGCGGUUGUAUUUGUGUUGGUGUUAUCUAAUCCAGAGGUUCAAGCCCUAGGGUCAAACGGUGUGGCGGCCGGGCCAACGCCGCCACAGCCGUGGGCAAGUUGCUUGAUUGACUGUGGGGUCAAGAUGAUUCGGUGCGUAACUGGGUGUUUGAUUAGUCCGAUUUGCUACUUUAACUGUGGAGUUGGUAAUAUAAGGUGUAUAACCAUAUGCAAUGAGACCUUUGUAGAAGAAUAUCAAUUUCCGCCACUAUUUCAACCCGAAACAAUGGCUAUAGGAAGAGAAGGAGCUGCCAGAAUCGAGAUCGGAACAAUUGAAGCGGUGGCGAAGAUCACCUCUUCCGCCGGAACUGUUGAAAAUGGUGUAAAGGGGUCUCUACAGUUCUUCCAGGAUUCCACUGAAAGAACAAUUCACAUCAAAGGAAGAAUUGUAGGGCUUUCUCCAGGCAUUCAUGGAUUGAGUAUUCAUUCAACCGGAAGCUGCGAUAACGUUGGACCUCAUUUUAAUCCACUUAACUGGGUCCGCGAUUUGGGAAACAUUGUUGCCGGUCCAGAUGGAAUCGCCGAGGUCUCAAUCAAAGAUGAAACAAAUCAACUUAAUGGCGUUAACUCUGUUCUUGGUCGGGGAAUUCUGGUUCAUUCUGGUGUAGAUGAUCUAGGAAGAAAUGCACAUGAAGAUACCAACAUUAAUGGAAAUUCAUCAGGGGCUGCAGUUGGUUGUGGGAUUAUUAAAAUUAAGCCAUCCAUUUAAUUAGCUUAGUCUACGUACAGUUAAGUUUCCGCUAGUAUUUUACUUGGAUUAUGCACCUUUUAUAUGACGAUCUGUUCAUUAACAGAAACUUUGUUGAAGAAUUUCGAAGUUGAUCUUGCAUUUUUCAUUUUCUUGAUUAUCCUGUUUGAAGAAAAUAAAAUGUUUUCCUUCUCUUAUGAAAUCGUGUGUUUAACACCAAAAUAUGUG
Molecule: messenger RNA, 1262 nt
Organism: Oldenlandia corymbosa var. corymbosa
Lineage: Eukaryota; Viridiplantae; Streptophyta; Magnoliopsida; Gentianales; Rubiaceae
Source: the annotation of a GenBank genome assembly